Molecule: messenger RNA, 6065 nt
Organism: Vitrella brassicaformis
Lineage: Eukaryota; Vitrellaceae
Source: the annotation of a GenBank genome assembly
UCACUCAACACCAUCAAGCGACAGCAGGUCGUCAGAGUCACACCCGAUGUCGGGCAGCGGGGGCAUGGAGGGGGUCAUCAGAGGAACCAGAGACCCACCAGCAGCACUCGCCGCAGCAACAGCCUCGCCCCCCUGCUGACCGUCCCCACCAUGCUGCUGCUGGUCCUCAUCGCUGGAGAAGUCCACCCCCAGAGCCUUGCGCGCCGCGCGAGCACGCGCCUCCGCCCGCUGCAGUCGCUGCUGUGCGGCCGCGUCGUCCUUGGGCGGCUGGUCGCCUCUCUUGCUGUCCUUCUCGGCCUGGCGGGCGGCGUUCUUCUGCAUGAUGUCGCCUUUGUGGCGCAGCUCGUCGCGUUUGCUCUCGAAGCGGGUCGGCUGCCGGCCCUUGCUGGUAUGGGGGUCCUCCUGAUGUGACUUGGCGCAGCCAGACACGCCUUGCGACUCAUUAAGCACGUCUGUCAUGGCGUUCUGCAGCACGGCUGAACGACAAAGUCAAAGGAAAGGCGGUGUGCCAUGCGUGUUCGUAUGUGGUUGGUGGUGGCCAGCCUACCGAUCUCCUCGAGCAGCGUGGUUUUGGCCGCGGUUUUCUUGUUGAUCUGCUCCGUGAGGCUGGUGAUCUGGUUGUCGAUGCUGUCGAUGUCGGCAUCGGCCGCCUUGUCCCUCUGGGCCUCUAGGUCGUUGAGCUUGGUGUGCAGCGUCGGCAGCAGCUUGUCGAUGACGGCAACCCGCUUGAGCUUCUCAUCCAAGGCCUGAAGUGACCAGUCGAACUUGCUGUGUUUUCCAGGCACUCAUUUCUGUACCUGUGAUGCAUCUCGUCGGGCCACCAGCCUGGCGGCCUCUGCAGAACGGACCACAGCAACGAGCGAGGCUCUGCAUCCACUUUAGAUGGAUUCCGUCCCCCACCGCUCCCUCACUUACCAGCAAGGUCAUGUGCUGUGGCAAGCUCAUGUGCUGUAUCGACAUCCUCUUGAGUGAUAUUGUUGAUGACAGGGUCGUCCUUGAGAGCCUCGAGUUCAUCCUCACAGUCGCGAUACAUGGCCAGGUUAGCCGCCGUCACGGAGAAAGGGUUCUGGAAGCCAAAUGUCGAAUCGGGGCCGUUGUUGUCGCAGGAUAGGCUGCUGAGGUACAGCACCAGCAAUGAGGGGGCCUUGCUGGCGACGGUGGUCCACCACGUGGAGGGGGCGAAGGGGUCGUACGAGCGCACCAAGACCGCACACAGGUGCUGGGGGAGACGCGACGAGGGGCCGACAUAUCGCCCAUCAGGCACGAAAUUGGAAUCUGCACAGAUAGCAGGGAGGCAGGCGGGCAGGGGGAGGUGCUGCCGGUAGCUUCGCUAGUUGGCUCACGUGUGAAGAUGACUGGCUGGUUAUAGGUGUAUUUCUUGUUGGUGGCUUCGAUAACAUUAAUGACCGCGACAGGAGACCGAGGGCUGGCGACAUUGGCGAAGGGCACAUCUGCAUCGGUCCACAGGCACAACAGAGUAGUGGCACAAGCUGACAUGCCCUUUCUGCACAUUCAUCUACCACUGAGGUUCAGAAUGAAUGGCGGUUUGCGUCUGGCCUCUUUCUCCUCGGCCCGCAGCCCCUCCUCCCUCUUCUCCCGUGCCGCCCUCCGUCGGUCCUCCCCAGCUGCGUCAGCCGCCGGCGGCAGGCGGGCUUCAUCGGCCGCCCACCGACGCUCCUUGACCUCACGCGCGGCUCGCAGGGCACUCUCACGCUCAUCGUGGGCCCUGGUGACGGCCCCAUGCACCAAUGACGCAAGGUCGCCACUCGACAGGAACUGCUGGCUGAUGAGCUCGCCCAGAGGGACCCGUGCUGAGGAACAGACACAUGGAGCAGCCUCGUCUACGCGACGGUUGCCAAUGCCUUCACGUACAUCGCAGAGUGAGGUCCGACAGUGUGAGGUCCUUCAAGGCCAAUUGAAGGAAGGGCUCAGUGGUGUUUGCUGCGGUGGCAGGCAGCUUCAGGCGGCUGAAGGGACACAGUCAGCUACAUACACACUGGCACACAAACGGGCUCACGUGGCCUACUUGAGAGUGCGUCGAUUGGGGUUGGUCUUAAGGCCAGCGGUCGCGGCGGCCAUGACUGUAUCCUCAACUACGGGCAGCGACAGCUCGCCAACCGAGCAGAAAGACAGAUGGAUGUCCCUGCACACAAUGGUUCCGAAGACGCGCUCCAGCACUCUCUGCGGACAAGAGAGAUGCCAACAAGGGAGGGUGUCAGCAAGGCUGUCUCAGUGUGGUUAGUGCCUUCCAGACCUGCAGUUCGUCGUAUCGAUAGGUUUCGCCCUCAGACUUGGUCAGGACCAUCUGGAGCAGACUCAGAGACUCGAAAGACCUACCACAGAGGCCCUGCAGGCGAUACGACACAUACAAGUACAGCCCAGUCUGUCACAUGGAUUCGUCGGUCGACCUCGAGCAAGUUUAGAUAGGAAUUGAACGACAUAGGACAUGAAUAAACUACUAUUCGCCUGCACACACGCAUCACACGGCCUGAGUGAAUGCUCUGUUUUCUCGUUUCCUGUUGUGCCCUCAUACCUGAGUGUCGUGAAGGCUUGUUUUUUCUUGUCGUCCCCCGUGUCGGCCAUCUGCCUCGCCUCUGUCGUCUCCUGUGUGUCCUCCGCUGAGUCUGCCGGCACGGCGGCCGACGAUGUGCUGUGGGUACGGGUGACGUCACGCGAUGAUGACGGCGGCGGGGAGGCACUCCCGCUGCUGCUGUCGCCCUUGCCGUCUCCUUCUGGCCGGGCCUUGAGCAGAGAACUCAACCGGUCGGCGAAGGCAGGGCUCAUAUUGACAUAAUGCAUGUAUAGCUCAAGAACAGAGGGCAGGCGGCCGAUGGCGUCGGCAAGUUGUGCGCACUCGUCAUCAGGCAGACGAGUCAAAUCCACAACUGAGCGGCACACAUACCUUGACAUUUACCGGCAACGUGCGCGUUCAAUUCCGACCGCCUUACACAUCAGCUGGAGCGUCAUGAGUCUGUCGGCCCUCUGGAGGAAGCCAAUGAGGUCGCUGAUGUCAUCGGCGGUCGGUGAGCACUCCCAGCGGAUCGACAACUCCAACAUCAUGUCGGGUGAAUACCUGAUGGCAAGAAUGAAGCCGCGAACAUGAUCGAACUGCUGUCCACCAUCUCUUUCUAUCCACAUACCUUGCCAGUGCCGCCACCAGCCCAUUUCGUCUGCUCACUAAGAUCGAUGCAAAUGGCGCCAGCACCUCGCGAUUGGCAUAUGAUGAGAUGCGGUCCGUCGAACGGACAGGACACAACCUAAUACCAGCCAGCACACAGUGGCCAUCGACUGCAGGUGCGUCUGUCUGUGUGUAAAUGACUGUUUACGCGUCUAGCAGACUCCGACAUGAGAGGUCCAGCAUAGCGACUUGUGCGGCAGUGAAAUGGAACGGCCCAACAAGCUGGUAGAUGGUGCGGAGGACUCUCUUGUCCGACAGACAACACACCAGCCGAUUCUGCUGGACACACAGAACAUGUGAGGGGUCGGUCACACAUGGUCGCCCUCUCUGUCCCCACCUGCUUGUUCUCCCGUCGUGCAGCCUCUCUCGCCGAGUCGUGCUGCGAUGAGACCCAUUGAUCGAUCGCCAGCUGCACAGAUCACAUGGACACAGUGGCGAGCAGUGGUCGAUGGGUUUAGGUACGGCAGACCUUGCGGCGGCGAAUCUUGGCGAAGAAAUCCAAAAUCUGCAGCCGUGAGAGUACAGAUGUGCACAAUUGUAAGCUUGCACGUUGUUGACACUGAGCCGCAAUUCACUCACGUCCUGCAAGAGGCUGUCUUGUGACGUCGCUGUGAGGGGCACGGACAGGGCAGAGAGGUCCACUCCUCUCUGAAAGUGAAGGGCGUCACACACAGCAACAGACACACACAGGUGACCGCCGAUUCGGCCAUCCUUUGCCCUCACUGACCUGUAGAACACGUUCGACGAUCGGGUUGUCUUUGGCCUUCCCACUCAUCAGCUGCCGAUCACAGAAGCUGCACACAUGAAGACAAUUCGCUCGAGGCACUCAAGCCAUGACGGAAAGACGCACCUGGAGAGGCUUUCCAGGACGCCAAUUGCCAUGCCGAUGGGGCCCCCGCAGAUGAUGGAUGCGACGUAUGCAGCGUCACUCGUCGCAACCGUCGACAGCAGAGAGCACAUGACCUCGGACAGGCCCUCGCACGAAGCAUACUGAAGUUAAGUGAAAACAGGAGUGCCGAGUGCUCAUACUUGCGCGUCGCAUCCACUCUGACUGACCGAGUUACGAGCAAGUAUGAGAUUGAGCAGAUGAACCGAAGCCGCCACGACAGCUCGUCCAUGGAGGCCAGCCUUGAUCAGUCUGUCGCUCUGCAGGAUGCUCAUGGCUGCCGAGAGGAAGCCCGCCUGCGCAACACGCUCGCAGUAGCCACAUUCUGAGGAAAGACGUACGCACACGAGACAUCAAUAAGCGGCAUGGACCAUGCCCCAUCACUCACCAGCCAUUGCCACUGGCACCUUCAGAUAGACCCAGACGAUGAAAGCCGGCCACUGAGCGGUGGCGAAAGAAAGCACUGCGGCCAUCUUGCCCAGAGCAGCGGGGCUCGCUGACACACUACGGCAUACGGCGGCAGCACAACUGCAUCCACACACACCCACACGUACUCAUGCAGCGGCGUGACGAAUCAACGAGCCCUCUUGGCAUCAAGGUGAUCCGCACCUAGCUCAGAGGGGAAGCCGCGGCGGGCGUGUGAGAACAUGAUGCCUAUCAGCUCGUAAGCCUCCCAAACAAUCGCCAGAUCACAGCUGGUGACCAGGGUCUCGACGAGGAAAUCGACGUGGCAGAAUAUGUGCUGCUGAAAUGCCUCCAGCGCCUCAGUCGUCACUGAACGAUGGACCAAAGGCACACAGAUAUGUGGAGAUAUGACAGCCACCUUUGCCGAUGCACCACAUGAUCACCUGGAAUUCUAUCGCUGAGCAAGACGGAGGCAGCUGCCAUGAAUUCUCGGUCCGAUAGUGUCAGCCUCCCCAACACUGUGUCCACCAAGACACCAAACAGCGGCAGCCACUCCACACCAAACGGAUAACCAGCCUGACAAAGCCGCCAGAGGAAGCGCGUCGCCGCAGUCUGUUGCUCUAUGUCGCUGCUGCUGUCAUUGAAAAUGGAAACAAUGCACCCGGCGAGGCCUCCCUGACCCACCUGUCGAUGCGCCUUGUCCUUCUCGGCCAAUGACCGUACGAGGCCCCCGACAACUGGGCCAUCAUCCGGCAAGAGCGGCGUCUCAUUGAGCUCUUCCAGUUGCUCAACGAAGGGGCCGAUGUCACCAGCCAGCAGAGCAUCAGCAGCGAGGGACAUGAUGGCAACAGCAUCAGAGCCCGACGUCUGGCCCUGCCGCUGGUCGGGUGUGAUGGGGGAGGGGGUGCAGGGAGGGAAUGGGCGAGAGGGACCCGCUGGUUGCUGAUCCCCUGAUGCCGCUGCUGCGGCGACUGGCGAUGGGUCGAUGGAGCGAGUGGUGUGUUGGGCGGCCUGCUGCUGGGCGCAUGCGAAGAUGUCGAAAGCAGUGGAGGGCUGACGGCUGCCGUCCUGACAAUCACACCCACAAAUCACACACAUUCACACACCUCCCUUGUUUGUGUGUGUCUGUCUGUCUGUCUGUCUGUCUGUGCAUGUGUGCGUGUCCGUACUGCUGAGGCGUCCACAGUGAUGUCAUCCUCUCCGGACCCACCGCCGUGCCCCACCCCUCCCAUCAGCCCCGAGCCCCCUUCCUGCAUGGGGACGCCGCCCACAACUGGUGAGGGGAUGGGGAUGAGCAUGGACUGAUCCCGCUGGACGGAUGGCUGCGGUUGCUGCUGACUCUGGUGUGCGUCAUGGCGUCAGUUGGCAUCGGCGGACGCUGGAUUGCGAUGGGCGGUGCGGACGCGAGCUGCCGAGAGGUAGCUUUGUUGCUGUCAGUCGCAGGUGUGCGCUCUGCGUGGGGAGAUGCUGCUAGCGUGGCAGACGACGUGCGGUCACCAGGGCCGCUCCCGUUCGACUCAUCGCCGGACCACUGAGGGGAGCCGCGAGGUCCUCCCGGUGUCGGCAAUAUCUCUUCGCCACUAUAUCUAUCUCAAC